AUGUCCGGAGUCGAUAACCAAAAUAGCGAAUGGACUUUUGGUCAGGUCUUCUCCGCGAUUGCCUGGGUUCCGAUUCUGGUAGAGAUAUUUGUUAUCGUCAGAAAGGGCCCUAUAAUAGGUCUGAACAGGAGGCUGUCGAAGGGAUACACUGUCGUUUCAACCUCGGCAUCCGGCAGCCCUCCCGAGGAAGACAGACAAUACUUGAAACUAUAG
Hypoxylon fragiforme is the source of this 213-nucleotide messenger RNA. RefSeq lists its product as uncharacterized. The record is from RefSeq and is a predicted model, not a curated record. Lineage: Eukaryota; Fungi; Ascomycota; Sordariomycetes; Xylariales; Hypoxylaceae. The transcript is spliced from 2 exons. The coding region runs from base 1 to 213 and encodes 70 amino acids.